CGGGAGAGGCCGCGGUUUGAUUCCACCAAUCAGCGAGUUACAGACCGGACCACACAGACAGAGACAGGGACACGGCUUUUUUCUUAAAGUGCAACCAUGUCAAAUCAACUGGAAGAAUUACGCAAAGCUAAUAAGUGUCUCUUGGACCAUCUGAAAGUAAAACAUGACGAAUUUAAGAAGUUGCUGAAUCCCGCUGUAACUAGGGCAGACCCCCUGAUUAUCACAAAAUGGCUUCCUGAGAAGGAUGGGAAAGAAAAUCGAACUUUGAAUGGUUUUAGAAGACUUCGUGCCGCAAGAGGCCUGAACAACGACAAGGAUCCACUUCAAGUCUCUGUGCAAGGCCACACUUCAGCUGCUCGUAACUUGCUGUGCAGUUCUAGAAAAUCUGUACAGACCUUAGAAGAGUCUGGAAUUUCUAAACCGAUAGGAUUAACAGAAAAGACUAUGAAUUGCAAGAGACCAGAAACCCUGGGAAAGGAGCCUGAACAAGUCAUUAAACUCCAGUCUCCAGUAAAACGCCUGUCUCUUCUGAAUUCUUCGGAGGCCUUCCCUGAUGCAAGCAUCCAAUACACAUCCCAGCAAUAUGCCCACCGAUUAACAGACGAAGGCAACCUCCGGACUCCCAAAUCUAUUCUCGUUACACCAAAGAGCAGAGAUAUAAAGAGAGACGCUGGCCAUGUCACGUUUUUGUCUAGUACCAAAAACAAUCAACCAGCAACAUGGUCAACGCACCCACUGCUUGGUUACGACUGGAUAGCUGGUGUCCUAGAACUGGACUCCCCGAUCACCGAUAAGUCUGAUCAAUUCUUCUCUGAGAUCCAGGAAUUCAGACGUGUUAACAGGGAGGAGUGUGUGCUAGAUUUUUAUACUGAAGCAGAAGAUCUGGAUUCUGUUGAGUCAGAAGAAGAAUUGGAUGUCUCUCUAGACACUCAUCAAUGUGUCUACUGUUAUCGAGUAAAUAAUCGCUUGUUUACAUCUCCUAUUGGUCCAGUGUCUGCCUGUCCUAUCUGUAAAAAGCGCAGAUCUAGACGUCCACCUACAGUAGAGGAGCCUGCAUAUAUCCGGGUGAGCAUCCCCAGAUCUACUCUUCUGCCUCCAUAUAAAUACAAAGCUCACCGACGAAAAAGCUUUGAUCCCACAGACAGCCUUGCAUUACCAUCACACUGUUUGGCCGGAUGGGAACAUUCUGUUCCUUCUUAUGAGCGACGUGCGACCAGCUUGGAUCUUAAAGCCUCAUUGGAUCCAAAAACUGUUCCCGCAGUAACCACAACCACUUCUUACCUGGGAGGAGAAACAACGCAACCAGCGAGUUCUAUAUACAACGAUAGUGUAUCUUAUUUCGCCUCAAGAGCCCGAUCAGAAAAUCUCCUCAAUAUGUCUCGUGCCUCCUUUUUCCAACGCAAUAAAACCAAAUAAGUGAAGACUGGUGGUAGCUACUUCAACCCUUAUCUGUUCUGUUAAUAUCGUUUUAAUGGAGCUACAUAGUAGCCAAUAAAAAUUGUCAAACUAAAUUGCAGCAAAAUUAUUACCAAUAGCAGACAAUCCCUGCACCAAAACUAAAGUAUCCAUCUCUUCUUAAACUUGUUAAUAAGUCUCCAAAACCUGACUUAUUUAUACUUUUCUAGCACUAGAAUUGGUAAUUAUCCUAUCUCAAUAAGAUAUAAGAACAAUUAUUUUAUUUAUUUUUAAUUCUUCCACCAACUUCAAGUUUAUGAAAGUCUUUAGAUUCUCUGUAAAGUAUGAAAGGUCUUUCUACCUCCCCCACGUGUUUUGAAUGUAAAGCUUUUAUCUGUGCAGAGCAGAAGACGUAACCUGUUUCUGGUGGUUGUGCUGCUGAGUAAAAUCGCUCUUUGGAUCGUUUUCAAUCUUCUUAUUGAAAUGACUCUAUGUACUGCGCAAAAAGGGACAGAAUGAGAGGGAAACUGUUGCAUGCUGUCUUUAACAGAAAGCCGUUUCAGGUUUCUAAUAUGAAAUCUGAAACCUGUACUCUAGUUUCCUUGACUGCUACACUUUACAUUGUCUGCCAUGGGGCCAGUGUCCGCACAUUUUGAGAUCUUUGAAGCUGCGGUCGUGCUCAACAAUAUCUCUCGACCUGUCUUUCAAUUGGUUAAUGUGAUCAAAAAUGUGUACCUACUGUGAUAGAUUGCCUUGUUCCCCUGAAGGCUAAAUAUUGGAUAAGUAUCCAAUCACUGAUAAAAACUAAAAAUGGGAUUAUUAAAUGGCUCUGUGUGAAUAAUGGACAUCGGUUUCAGGUAUUUUACUAUUUUAUAUAAAUACAUAGCAACUGUUUAUUCUAAAAGUGAAUCAUUUAUAAUGUG
This is a messenger RNA of Pelobates fuscus (common spadefoot toad), 2318 nucleotides long. It is a transcript of the gene MIIP, whose product is annotated as migration and invasion inhibitory protein. The transcript has 10 exons. Lineage: Eukaryota; Metazoa; Chordata; Amphibia; Anura; Pelobatidae. The record is from RefSeq and is a predicted model, not a curated record. Gene Ontology annotation, biological process: negative regulation of G2/M transition of mitotic cell cycle; negative regulation of cell migration. The coding region runs from base 97 to 1416 and encodes 439 amino acids.